Penicillium bovifimosum is the source of this 414-nucleotide messenger RNA. Its product is annotated as putative NADH-ubiquinone oxidoreductase subunit GRIM-19. Lineage: Eukaryota; Fungi; Ascomycota; Eurotiomycetes; Eurotiales; Aspergillaceae. The record is from RefSeq and is a predicted model, not a curated record. Bases 1 to 414 code for a protein of 137 amino acids. The transcript is spliced from 5 exons.
AUGACCGGCUCUUCGAUAUCCCUCCAAGUCCUCCACCAGCUUAUUACCGCCACAAUGCCUCAGGAUAUGCCCCCAACGGGGGGCUACGCUCAAGUCCAGUACAAGCGUAACCUCCCCGCCCGCGGCUUCAAGCCCGGCUACUACAUGAUCGGCAUGCACCUUAUUAUGGCCUACGGUUUCUACAAGUACUUCCACGGUGUCCGUGAGCAGCGUGAGCUCGCACGCGAGAAGAUGUGGUCCCGUCUGCACCUCACUCCUCUCCUCCAGGCCGAGGAGGACCGCGACCAGGUCCGCCGGUACUACGCCGACAAGGCGCGCGAGAAGGAGCUUCUCGGUACCGAGUCCAAGAUCUACAACUCCGAUCGCUUCGUUCGCCCUACUUUCGCCUAUACCCCCUCCAACCUCACCCAAUAG